Babesia bovis T2Bo is the source of this 663-nucleotide messenger RNA. RefSeq lists its product as uncharacterized. The transcript has 3 exons. Bases 197 to 583 code for a protein of 128 amino acids. The record is from RefSeq and is a predicted model, not a curated record. NCBI's taxonomy places the organism in Eukaryota, Apicomplexa, Aconoidasida, Piroplasmida, Babesiidae.
GGGUGGGUUCGUUCUGACGUGCCGCAUCGCAGGGAUGAUUUCGUAAAUCACUAUAUACUACCGCGUAUCGGUAACUCUAUUUAACAGUGAAUCAUAUAUCCAUGCUAUAUUUAGUUACCAUAAUGGUGCUAUAUUGAGGGAAGCUCUUAACUAUCGCAUUUUGAAAUACGUUUCAUGAGGUUACCCCGUGUUAGCAAUGUCAAAUUCCGCUAAAGAUGGUAUCGUUACCGGUACUACGGAAGACAGCAGGAUAUACGUUUUGGUUGCACUGAACUGUAGCAAUCCAGACGUCCUAAGCAGGGUCUGCGAAAAGACACUGGAAAUAUUCCUCAAAGCCAAUAUACUGCUACAGUUUGGUGUAGUAGGAUACCUUGAAUUCCCGGUACACGUGGUCCACAAAUUUAACGACGAACAUCAAUUUGUUAUCCGCACGUCAAAUAGGAAUGUCACCCGGUUAAUGUUGCUUGUUGCCGAUCGGUUUCCUUUAAAGCUACCCAUACCAUUCACGGAGUAUCUGCAAGUCUCGGAUGACAUAUUUCUCCGUAUUGUAAAAUGCAGUACUAACCUUUGGAAUCUUAAAUAGGAUGUAGCCAUUUUGGGGGCGCGCGGGGGAGUCUAGAGACUCUCGUAUAAUACCACUACAAUCUCAACACAUUAUUAUUA